Messenger RNA from Ectocarpus sp. CCAP 1310/34, 6187 nucleotides. The record is from the annotation of a GenBank genome assembly. Lineage: Eukaryota; Phaeophyceae; Ectocarpales; Ectocarpaceae.
UGCCUGCGCGCCGCGUCCAGAAGCAUCAUCUCCGCAGUCCCGGGCCACCGCGAGAGGGGAGACGGCGCUGGAGUAUGGAUCAAUCCAAGCUUGCCGUGCUAGGAACUGUUGGCCUGGUGGCUACGGCAGCCAUAUGCUGCGCGAUCGUCUUCUCUGGGCGUUUCAGCUUCGCCGGAUCAUCCACUGGGAAACCCUUCGCUAGUUCUCCUGGCACCACCGCCGACACGCAAGGGGUGGCCGCCUCCAACAAAAUCAUCGACGACGAGGAUGACAGGGACAAGCUUGCGGGUGGGGUUUCCACCGAAAAGGGGACGGGAGAAGGCGACAGCGGGGACGGGUAUGUUUCGCGGGCAGCCCCUGGUUCUGGCGGUGCCUCUGUGCCGCCGCCGGCGGCGGCUGCGCGGGGGGUUGCUGUGGGCCAAGGGAAGGCUGAGGAGGGGGAAGCACUUAUUGUGCGAUUUAACCGGGCCAACUCUAAGGCGAAGAAGCUCUUCACCGGCCAGCGGUACGCUCUUGCCGCCGAGCAGUACGGCAUCGCUCUCGAGCUCUGCGACGAGCUGCCCAACCACGAAAACAAGCGCACGGCCCUCCUCAACAACAGGGGGGCUGCCUACGAGAAGGACGGUCAGUACGCCCUUGCCCUGGCGGACUGCUCGAUGUGCCUCUCCCGGGAGGUCGGGCACAAGUUCGCCCGCGUCCGCAAGUCCCGCGUGCUGGAGGCGAUGGGCAAGUACGAGGAGGCCCUGAGCGAGGUCUGCGCGCACCUGCUGCUGGAGAGGGAUCGCGUCCAGGCAAAGGCGGCGUUGAACCCAUCGGAACCGCUGACGCCUCCCGCACCUCCAGCAAACCUCGAAGGUCUUCUGCAAAAGGUGGCCUCGAAACGAGCAGAUGCCAUCCUGCUAGAGAGGGAACAGGCAGCCGAGAGGGAGAAAGAGGCGGCGGCGGCAGGCGGUACCGGGGCGGGGACCGAAAAGCUCAAGCCCCUGGUGAAGCAGGUCGUGAUGGAGCUCCUCCGGAGCUUCGGGUCUUUCGCCCAGCUCGAGCGACGGUACAAGGGCAUGCAAGAGACGGCGAUCACUCGGGAGUUGGAGGACGUCGAGAAGGCCGGCAAGGAAGGGGAUGGGUCCGUCUCUGCCACUUCAACUAGUGCCUCGAGGGUGUCCUCCCUUCUUGACCGCGGCCUGCUCCGUAUGGUCAAGCGCAACUACGACGGCUCAAGAGAGGACAUUUUCGAGGCGGCAGAGCUUCUGUCCACCCUCACCGAAGCCGAUACAUCUGAAGCAGGAGCUGAGGAGGUUCCGUCUGAUGUUAAGGCGUCUGUCUGGGAGUGGCAGGGCACGUUCCUUCAGCUGUCGGGAAAGCUGGACGAGGCCAUGGAGGCGUACAGGCGCUGCGGGGAGGGGAUGGAGGAGGAGGGGGAAGAGUACCCCGCCGAUGUGCUCAUCAAGAUGGCCUGGGUCUGCAUGGACAAGGAGGACAUGGAUGCGGCCAAGGACUUGUUCGCGAGAGCCGGCGAGGCCCACCCAGAAUACGGCAGCUCCUUCGCUCACAGGGCAAGGCUGGACGCCGAAAAGGAAGGAGCGGAGGAAGUCCGGUCCUUCCUGCGCAAGGCGAUCGAGCUCAACAGCGAGGACGCCUUUGCGUGGGAGCAGCUUUGCAGGAUCUACGUACAGGCCGGGGACAUCCCUAAGGCGACCGCCACCAUCGAAGAAGGUCUCAAGUCCGUGCCGAAGUCGGAUGCUCUCCUUACCCUCAAGGCGGAACUGAAGUACUCGAUGGCGAUGAAAGCCGGCGACGCUUCCUCCUGCGGUGCAAUCCUGGAGCUGUUCGACGCCGCCAUCCGCGCCAAUCCCAGCAGCCCGGUGUUGUACCUCAACAAGGCCUCCUGCCUGCUGCAGAUGAUGAGCGACGUGGGUGGGGCGAUGGAAUUGCUCGAGAAGGGGGUCAGCGUCGACCCUACCAGCGUGAACGCCCUUGUGCAGUUGGCGAACCUUAAGAUCAUGGUGGCGAGGGAGAUGGCGGAGGCCGAGGCGGCGACGGCCCUACUCGACAAGGCGGUGGCGCUGUGCACCACCAAGGAGGAGCUGAUGGAGACGCUCAGCGUCCGCGUCGCGACGGAGGGCAGGAUCAAGGGGGCUCUGCUGCUGGGACGCACCACCCUGGGUUGAUUUUCUGGGGGCUUGAGGACAGGUCACCCGCCCAAUUGACGACCUUCUCUCCACAUCGGCAGUGCGAACUGGUCUGCCUGUGGCAUUACCGUUCCAAGGAUUGAAGUGCUAGACGACGGGCUUCCCCCUGGGUUUGAGACUGAUGGCGUUCUCACUCGUCCCCCACGGAGCAAGGGCGGCAGCCGGGGAUGCCGGGGAUGCGGUACGGAGGUUAUUUUGAGUUCCCGCGAGCAGAGGGGCACAGGGAUCCUUGGUGUGACGCUGGUAUGGUGCGGGGGAUGCCACCGACAUAAGCUUGGCAGCGUGCGGCUCUCUCGUUGUGACGUUGUGGUGCUGCUUAUCUUGUAUUUUCGACGCUUCGACCGGACCCACGUCGGUGGCGGUUGGUUGUGUUCCGAGAGGGUUGGUGUAGCUCCGGGGGUCGGUGUCGUCGCCACCAAGGCUAAGCUAAACCACUCUCGAAGGUUUGGGAAGUUCCCUUUCUUUCUUGUGUGAUUCAUUUUUGUUUCCCUUUCUGAAGUAUUUAGUGUACUACUGCUGUGUGGUUUAUGUGUGUGUGUUUGGUGCCGAGCGUGGUCGUUUCGGGGCUUGGGUCUGACGUGUUUGGCAAACCCGGUUGGUCAUCCAUCCUGUGUCCUUGCCAAUGACACGAAACUCUGUGUACAACAUGCCGUCGCUGGUUUCUGAUUUUCGUUUCCCGAGACUCGAAUGGAGUACCGUACAAGACCCACACCCCUUGGACCGAUUUUCGAAGCUCGAUUAAUCAAUAGCAGAGAGAGAGUCACAGCGCCGAGAACGGUGGCGUUGAAGCCGUCUCGUCGAGAGCUUUGGGACAACGUAUCGUUUCGUGUAUGCAUUUUCUUCGUCGUGGCGUAAUGGAGGUCUCAAAAUCGGCCCAGGGGGUGUGUUAUCUUGUGUCGUAUUCGGUACCAUCAUCUGGACCUCACCGUAGUUGGUUGUUGCAUCGAAGCACCUUUGACCACGGAGGUCUGUUACGAUUGGGACUUAGCUGCGCAAGUCAAGGGAAGUUCGAGGGCCGGGUAAUUCGGGCCGGGAUCCACUUCCGCCUGUCUUUUCAUUAUUUGUUUAGUAGUUUGUCUACCUCACGCAACCUGUGAAUCAUGUGUUUUUGUCUGACACCGAUAUGUGCUGACUACUGCUGUCUUGGAAGACUUUCCUGCGGUAUUUUUUUUUUAUGUUUUCUAGAAAGGUGAACCCCGUUUUUGGGCGGUAGUUGGCCCGUGACCAUUGAAGGCGUCCGCGUCAGUUGUGGACCAGUACGGACGUCAGAAUGGCACUGAGCGGAGACUGGAACAGUUUUUAGUGUGAAGACAGCGACGACAAUCCUUUCUACCGGAUGAGCACCGGUGGUCUUUUGUUGGCAUGGUCUGGAGCGGGUACGAGACUCGUUGGUUCUGUUUUGCCAGUUGGAACGAUGUUGUCUUCAACAAAAGAGCCAAGAAGCUAAAUAAACACAUGCAGAGCGUGCCAUCAUUUCAGUCGAUGCACCGUUGGUCGUGUGUCAAGCUUCCUGUAGAAGGCCUUUCUUCAUCCCCUCCACUGUCAGUGUGUUGGACUCAGUACGGAUGUUUGAAGGUACCAGGGGGAACCGUGUUUUCUGUUGACAACAAUCGCAAGCAACAACAGCAGAGACAGCCGCACAAAUGGUAUGCAUAGCACCAUCAAGAACUGGGUUGCGCUUGACGUCCGGACUUCACCUGUCCUUCUGAUUCGAGCACCUUCUUCACCGUUGCAUGAGGAGUUACGCAGCGCUGUUAUGAACAUGUUCUUGCUCCUAAACAAUCCUUCUGGUCGUGCCUACGUUGAGCUUUAGGGUUCCGUGUGUUUUUCGAUAGGACUGGGUUACGCAGCGUGUGUAGGCGGCUCCGCUGUUUUUCGUGCUCUUGCCCCCCAGUCGCAAACACGACCUGGUCACGCAGAUUCAGUCGCGCAGUCAACGAUAAGUACUGAACCACUCAAUCAAAAGCAUGCACAAUGCGCGGCAGGCGGAUAGCUACCCUACCGCAACCCUUGUGCUCCAAUCUUGGCCUGUUUUCUUUCCAAUGUGUUGUUGUGCCCCUUUCUUUAUUUCUGUGAAACCCGGCCGAACGGCCCACCAAUGGACCUUUUUUUGCUGAUGAUGCGAAACCCCGCCAAACGGCCGACCAAUGGAGACAGCACAACAGCAAGUCUCACUUCAACAAGAGGGCCAAUACAACAGCAACCCAAUCGGCCAUACAAACGUUCUCUCUUGUCAGCGACCCUCGAUUUACUGAUGCCUGGAGGGCACUUGGGGUGACAGGGCCAAGUCACGGGAUCCAGUACUUUCACCAGGAAAAGACACAACCCCACCCCCUAGCGUUGCGUGUCGUCCUUUGACUACAUGCAUAAGCAUGGUGCGCCCGCUAACCGGACCUCUAUGUGUGGGAGUCGGCACAUCAUUAUCCUGGCCCCAUCUCCCAUCGUCUCGAUGUUGAAAAUAAUCAAAUAUUUUACCUCUCUAUCCUGCGUUGCGGUGGUAGAAACUCAUUCCUCCAGCGCCCCAGCCUGGGGCACUUGCCAGUUACCCAAAGAUAACAUGGAUUCUGUGUUCAACGACCAAUUCAACAUGGAAUUGGACACGACCGAAGCGUCUCCAACUCACAGCCACAUCUACCAUCCACCUCGAUAAGCCCCCUACCUCCUGCCAUGCGUUCGACUUUCGCGCGUUGCUGUCGGCAGGAACUAUAUUGCGUCCAUUAGCGCCUCCGCUUAAACCACGUCAAACAAACAUGCGUGUUUGACCGAGCGCGUUUGGUUUUGUUCUUUCGAUCUCGGGCUCCCCGUGGCGACCGCUCAGAGCUAUCGCAAAACAUGCGAAAAAAAAAUAAAAAACGCCAUAUAUCUCUUCUGAACUCCUUUGAAACGGCACCGAGAAUGUUCCUGGCCAUUUUCCAGCCCUACAUCCCCCGACCUCCGCGCAUAGAGCGCGGUACAUUAGUGCCAAAAUAGACGCAUUCACUGUAAAUGAACUCGUGCGGAGUUUCCAUGCUCUACACAAGGAGGCCGACACGCCACCCGCAAAUUUCGUGCUGUACCACGCCGCCGACGAACUCGGGGCGACGAGACGGAGAGUCGCGACCGGAGCAAAUUCGGCGGCCGGCUGAGGAUAGAUCGGUCGUGACUUCAGCGUCCGCCGAACUUCGACAAAGGUGGUGCAAGUCUACACGCAGUAGUCCCCAGAGUGUUCACCACCUUGACCACCUUGACCACGUUGACCACCUGGACUCCUGGUAUAGAGAGGGCCAUAGACGGAGCAGUACACUUGGCACAGCCCUUCAUUCAUAAGGAGGACGUGGAGGGAGUUUGAGUCUGGAAGGGUUCAAAGCAACAAAUAAGUGUCCAUGGGGGCCGGUGCGAGCUCCGCGGGCAUGCCUCUGCAGGAAAGGCGGGACCUGUACGAGGUACGUACGACUGUGAGCUCUGAAGGGUACCCAGAUGAGGGAUUUUGACGCUGGCUCGUUUCUCAUACUUGAUAACAGUACAAAGAAAGAAAACAACCUUCCCGCCGGAGGAACCUGGUCCGUUGUGCUAGUAUCAGUAGAGGAUAUCAUCAAGAGGCGUCGUGCGUGCUGGCACGUUCAGGUAUACUACUGGGGCUGAAAUAUCGAAGGUCGCAGCAGCCUCUGAAAACGGUCCGAAAUCUGCGCCGGAACCAAGCGGAACCCAACACUUGUCACAGCGGUGCUCACCACCACGGACCGCAAACCCCUCAACUGCGGGUUGUCAGCAGUAGCUGGUGGCAUCAGCUACUGCUGUAAACCUGCAGUUCAGAAGAUUGGGUUCAGUGGCGGCGAGCACAAGCAGUACAAGACACUGGGUGUCGAUCUAACUUGCGGAGAUUUGCGGAGAUUGUGGGCCACUACAACGACACUCGAUUCCACCACCACAGAAGAAGUUUUGAGCGCGCCAACACACCCCCCCGCUGCUAUAGGGUGUCCUCUAGUGAUAUUGGUACAAUGGACCAGGUUCCUAGCAAC